AUGGCAGCCUACGGAAAGCAAGCUCUCGUACAAAAUACAUUUUUAUGGUUUAUUGCCGCGAUUUAUCUCUUUGCUUUCUCCUCUUUUUACAUACAGAUACCAGGUAAAUACUGCAAUUUCAUUUCAUUUCCUUGCAUGAUAAACCUAAAUUGGGGAAUCGAUAGAAACGUUAACUUAUACCAUGACUUCUAAACAAUGCAGGUCUUUAUGGCAAAAAUGGUGUUCUUCCUGCCAAGCUUGCCCUGAGAGAAGGUACGAUGUUAAUUUAACUUCAUGGAAGCGUUUUCUUUUGUUUACAUAUAUCAACCAGAACUCAUCUAAAAUAUAGACGAACUGUUGGAGAAUAACUUACGUGCUGUGAUUCUCACCGAAGUUAAGUACGGGGAUGUUCCACCUCGAAAGGCAAGAAGAAGAAAUGUGUGGCAUUAGUGAGACUUUUCUGGUAAACUUGUUAAGAUGUACCAGUUAGAAAUGGUUACAGGCCUGUUGAUGAUUCAAAUCAAUCAGAUGUAAUGCAAUAAUUAAUAUACAUUUUGUAAAUUCAGAGAGUUCAUCUAUAGAAGAAAACUUCUGGCAAAAGCCUACCCUCCUGUGGCUCACCCCCAAGCUUGGAUUGGACACUCAGACUGGCAUGGAGCUUCUUUGUUUAGUGGGAAUGCUUCUUUCAAUGCUGGCCAUGUCAUUCAGAUCUUGGAGAGAUUCCAUUACAUUCUUUGUCCUUUGGUUUCUUUAUUAUUCUUUAUAUCAGGUAAAAACUCACUCAUUUAAGAAUCUCUAGGUACCAGAUGAUUGCAUGUAGUAUACCAGCUAGUCUGUAUUUGUAACACCAGUUCCAAUUUUUUUAUUACUAAAAUUAUAGACUUUAUUUAUACAAUAAACAUAUUACACAUGUACAUAUAUACAAUUAUUUACUUUAACCAUUUAUCCAUCUCUCUAUAUAAACAAACAAACAAAGAUCUCUCUAGGAACAUCCUUAAUAUAGAAGAGAAUUUGUUUAAUAAGUCAAGACAAUCUGAUUAUUAAUUUUGUAAGAUUUUUUGAGAAAGUACCCUGAUAAUCAUUCAACCAACAACAUCACACUUAGCUUGAAGGGGUAUUUAAUUCUAAACUUCAUUUAACAUAUAAUAAAAACUGUAAUACUUAUACAGUAGCCUUACAUCUCAAUGUAUGACCAUCGUAUAUUGAGAAGAAUGUCGCACAAAUUGAAUGUGAAACCUAAUUUCAUUUUCAGGUGGGACAAACAUUCAUUUAUUUCCAAUGGUAAGAUCAUAUUCAGUAACUGUUGAUUACAUAUCAACUACUGCAAACAUUGCUUUUCUUAUUCCAAUGCUCCUGCGCAACAUGUUAUAAACACACAUGGAUUAAAACUAAAAUGCUCACUUUGCACCUUAGAGAAUUCCACCUCCAGGCCCAAGUGAAAUUUUUCUUAGAGUGCAUGCAGCCUUGUAAAACAAUAACUCACUAAAAUGGAUGACAAUUACUUCAUUUUUUUUUUUCAGGGAUAUCCUUCUUUUGGAGACAGGAUUUUUAACAAUUCUUGUUUCUCCUCUGAAUUUGUUUAAAGCAAGAACUAAUUACAGGUAUACAUGCAAGCAUCCCUCCAAUAGUUUAUGUUGGACCAAACCCAGUGGACUUUGAGGGGGGGGAAGAGAAACAGUGAUAUUAUAUAUUGGAAUUGCUUAAGAAAGCCUUUUCCUGUAUAUUUUGUAGCCUGAGAGAAAAGCUCCCCUAGGAGUUGAGGGGAUGAACUCAAAAUUAUGCAGCUUUAAAAUAAUGUCAAAACUUAAACUGAAGAGAUAUGGAUUGCAUACUAACUUCAAAAAUGCUGUGAUUGAAACAAUGAGCUUUGACUGCUAAAUUGCAAUAGACCUAAGUUAAAGCUCUUUGCCAUAUCCUGUCAUGUGUUUGGGAAUUUCUUAAAGAGCUGAACAAUCCUUAUGGAAAACUGCAAAUGGUAACAAUAGAAUAGACUAAUUUUGUCUUUGAUAUAUUGAAAUUCAGACCUGGCCCUGAGGAUUUUGGAAAUGGAACAAAAGAAAUAAAAUCAUCUUGCAGCGCAUUAAUGAAUGUCAUAGCGGAGCACCAUGCAUGGGUGAGAAAAUUUGGUCAUCCAUGCAUCUAAGAAAUUUUGGUAGUCAGGUGACUGUACACCCAUCCGUUCACACCACAGGCUAACCUAUUUGAAAUGAUAUAUUUCUUACUUUGUGUAGAGCCUGCAACCUCUGUUAUUUUUACUUGAUUAUAGACAUCCAUGCUAUGCAUGGUCAUUGUUGGUCACCUGGACUGUCUUAUAGAUAGAAAAAUCAACAAUAAAGCCAAGUCUUUUUUUUCCACUAAAUUUUAAUGUGUAUGCUGAUGUCUGUAACAGAAAAAGAGCUAGAUUGAGAGAUAAAAAAAAAACAAAGGAGAUGAAUUUUCGUUCAAAACAAAACAUUAAAUUUUUACAUGCUGGUGAUCAGAAAAUUGGAAAUGUUUGUGGCCAGUAAGGUAAAAAUGAGCAACAGUGAAAAAGAAAGCAGACAGGAACAUUGAAGUUUCAAAUACAUUUGUGAGAUUCUUACAACUGUACAACAUUUCCCUCAUAAAAUGUGUAACUAGAAAGUUUCACAUUGUAGCCUCUCAACAACAACUAUGCAAAGAAAUGUACAAAAAGUGUGUUCACAUGCAAAGUUGUUUUUUAUGCUAAUCAGACCCAUUGUACAUGUUGUUUUUUUUUUUGCCAUUCUUUUUGCCUUCACAUUUAGCAUUAUAUGAAUUUAUUUUUGUGUUAGUAGAUUAUAAGUAUAGUUAGCAAUUAAGAGCUUCGCUUUUAGCCCUUACUGAAUCAAUAAUUAUAUUACAUUUCUUUUGUUUUAUUCCUCCAAGCCUCAUAGCCAAGUAUGAAUUUUAAUAUAUUGAAACUCAUGGUCUUUUACUCCUCCACUACAUGUACAGCUGUAGGCACUUUUCACAAUUUUAAGAGAUAGUCAAGAUAGUCAAUUGUGAUGUUUAUAGCCCGUUCCAGGCUUCCAGAUAAAGAAGGGAUCAGUGAGAGCAUUAGCAAGUAAUCAUGUGGGGUCUGCUACUCUUCUUUUCACAGAUCAUAUACAUCUUAUUUUUGCUUGACCUUUUGUUUGCAAAAUCCCUGUACUAGCCUGGAGCAGUACAUGUUUAAGCUCCAGUGUUUAUGAACAAUUUAUCAAAUUUGUCAUUAAUCGGUGAUCUAACCAAAACGAGUUUGCACCAUUGUCUGCUGCACAGCAGCAGGUUGAUGUGCUAUUGCAACCUCAAAAUAAUGUUUGCCUGCAGGCAUUUCUGAACUCUGCCUGAUUUCACACCUACCCCUACUGGAAGACCUGUUCACAGCUGGCCACUUGAUACCAGAAGCAGGGCUCGAAAUUAAUUUUUUGGAUAACUAACCCUUCGGGUUAGUGGACAUAAAUAUUACUAACCAAAUUAUAAAGUUUAUUAUCCAAGAAUCUGUUCUUUAACUAUUGAAAGUACUGCUACUAAAUGGGGCAACUCAAUGAAUGGAUGGAUUGGUUCAAAUUUAAUGAUGAACUGCAGAACGAAAUAAUGAUAUAGAAAAUUUACUGCUCGUUUACAUUUUCCUUUUAAUUACGUUACGCGAGGGUGGGAAAAUCACCAUAAACACUGAAAACGUUGUUUGUUGAGGCUCAUCGAACUGCAGCCAGGUGAAUGCCUUUUUCGAUUCCUGGCUUGGUAGAAAGAUCUUUCUUUCUUCAUACGUUCUCCUCGCGGGAGCCUUCUUUAGUGUUUGAAACUGAAAGUUGUUGUUCUCGAUCUUCCAUUUCCUCUUCACAAAUUNAAAUUAAUUUUUUGGAUAACUAACCCUUCGGGUUAGUGGACAUAAAUAUUACUAACCAAAUUAUAAAGUUUAUUAUCCAAGAAUCUGUUCUUUAACUAUUGAAAGUACUGCUACUAAAUGGGGCAACUCAAUGAAUGGAUGGAUUGGUUCAAAUUUAAUGAUGAACUGCAGAACGAAAUAAUGAUAUAGAAAAUUUACUGCUCGUUUACAUUUUCCUUUUAAUUACGUUACGCGAGGGUGGGAAAAUCACCAUAAACACUGAAAACGUUGUUUGUUGAGGCUCAUCGAACUGCAGCCAGGUGAAUGCCUUUUUCGAUUCCUGGCUUGGUAGAAAGAUCUUUCUUUCUUCAUACGUUCUCCUCGCGGGAGCCUUCUUUAGUGUUUGAAACUGAAAGUUGUUGUUCUCGAUCUUCCAUUUCCUCUUCACAAAUUUUGGGCAACGACCUUUUUCUGAAAAAACUAUCCAAGCAUCUCUUAAAUAGGUUGCAGGGUAUGAACGAGCCACUUGCAAAAGAUAUAUUUUUUAGGCUGCGUCCAGAUCUCCCCACCCAUUUCAAAAGCCUGGUUACCUUGAGUUCUGUGAAAUGUGCAUUUUUUGUUCUGUCAAUUAUGCUGUAAGCAUAUCUUUUAGAACAAUAAAUUGAUCAAGAUAGAACACAAUGUUAUGUAAAAAAGAAACAGGUGUAACAUUUUCAAUGACAGAAAGUUUUACUAACCGUGUCGGGAUAGUAAGGCUCAUUUUUAGUAACCAAACGCUAGAAACUACUAACCUUUGGUUAACGGGUUACCGUUAAUUUCAAGCCCUGAGAAGGAUACUGUCUAAGGGCAUCAUUACCAUAGGACUACACUGUGUCAUUGCCAACUGACAAAGUCAUUUUGAGGAUGUCAUCCAGCGUAGGGUGUUACCCAAUGAUAUAUAUCUACCAACCUGAUUGUGUCAUUUCUUAGCUCAACAUGUAUGAUCUCUAGCUAGCAGGGUGUGGUUCUAAGGAUUAUCACCAUUAAGGUCUCUUUCCCAUGGUAUCUAUCCUAUGGUAUCCUAAUAAGGUUUGUUCCCUGGGCAUCGUCCCAAGGGUAUCAUUUUAGAGUGUCAUCCCAAGAGUAUCGAUCACUAUAUAUGUAUACAUUCCCUAUAGAUCCCAGGUCAUCAACAGACUGGAAUCAUAAGCAUAUUGAUAUAACAAUAAGAAAAACAUAUAAUACAGUAUAACUGAAACAAUCAACUUUAGACGAAGAAAACUGCUAUCAAUGAACGCAGUUCCUGCUAAAACCCUGGGUUGUUAUCAUCUUUGUAUCACUGAGUCUAUGAUCCGGUCAGUAUAAAAGAUGGACUGCGGACUACGGACUGCGGACUGGGUAUAAAAUAUGGACUAGGUAUAAAACGCGGACUAGAAAAUACGGACUGGGUAUAAAACACGGACAAGGUAUAAAACACGGACUGCAGACUGCGGACUGGGUAUAAAAUAUGGACUACGGACUACUUUGGUAAAAACCGUGCAAAUUGGUUCUAGGUAAGGAAAAACAAGAUCAAAAGAUCGCUAAAUAGCAAGACACAUGAGUUAAAGUUGUAAAUACUCUUAUAAAUCCUUGGUGGAGGUGUCCCGCCCAGUUCUCUGAAUCAUGAGCCGGAUCAAAAUGCUAUUUUCUUCACCCAUUUUUAGACCUUGUCUUGGUCUCUAACAAUCAUGAAAGGGGUCAGGAUCAGGGUGGUACUCCCUUCUAUAAUGGAAGGGUAGGGGGUUUGGGCCUUUUUGGUCUGAAAACACUUUGCCCAUUUUGGUCUGGAAUCGGGUAUGGUUUUCGAGGGAACAACGGGAGUGACAUGAAUGGACGUAUUUAUCGUUUCAAUUCCAAAUGAAUAAGAACGAAAUAGAAAUGUGCGAAUUCGAAAUGUAUUUGGAGAAUUUUUUUUUGUUUCCGCUCUAACUUGGUAAUGAUGACAAAAUUUCUGCCUAAUUAGACCUAACCUGUUCAAGGCUCUGAGAUAGUUGGGUCCGCUGAAUUGAGAAAGCGAAAACACAAAAAAAAAAAAAAACGGGAGAAAACUGGGGAGUCUCCCCAACUACCUGAGAACCUGGAACAGGCUAAAUUAGGCCAGGUCCGAAAAUGGGUAUGGAUUUUAGAGAUCUAGUCUGAAAACGGGUGUGGAAAAUGACAAUUUUUUGGUCUGCAAUAAAGUCAGGAUUCGGAGAACCAGGCACUACACCCCCACCAAGAAUUCCCAGUAGUACCCCCUUCCGGGGAUCAGGAGCAGGGUGUAAAUCAUGUCAUCAUAAUCAUCGCUUAGAAUAUAACAUUGGAUGACUCAUUUCGGUUAUUAUUCACGUAUGUGAGUAUAAUCCCUCGCACCUAAAUACUGCCUUUGUGCAUCGCAUUGACCUUCUCAUCUGAGUUCUUCAUUCAGUCCUCAUAUUCCCAAAGCUUUAUUUGAAACGGAAUUGUGGCAUAAGAUAAGAAUUUUACUGGUGUGACUAGCACCAAUACUAUUUUUUUAAUUCGGUGCUUCUUAUUGGGUAAAACUGCAAAUUGAAAUCUCUUCAAACUCCUUCUUUUUAUAAAAUUCAGAGUUUAAUUUCAGUUGCCUUGAGUACCGGCAUAACCUUCCUUCUCCGUGGGAAAAAUAGACUACGUGAACAGUGUUAAAGCUGAGACUACUGUUUUUGCUAGUCCGCUUUCUAUUUCUCUCCGUUUUACCUUCUAAAGCUGUUUUUAUAUACAUAGUCCGUAGUCCGCGUUUUAUACCUAGUCCGUGUUUUAUACUCAGUCCGGAGUCCACAUUUUAUACCUAGUCCGUAUUUUAUACCCAGUCCGCAGUCCGUGGUCCGCAGUCCGCAGUCCGUGUUUUAUACUGACCGGUCUAUGAUCUCCCUACCAAGAGUAGGCCAUUUGCAAGCUGCCCCAAUCCUCUGUUUUAAAGAGAGCCUAAGUGCUCAGCUUUUGAUAUGAAAAUGAUUUUUUUAUUCUCGUGCAAAUAUAACUCAUUUUCACAAGAAAGGUUUUUCACUUAGCCUCAUUUGAAAGUGAGAGUUUUUGGAGCUCGGAAAUGGCCUAUUAAUUUUCUUGUUGUCAGUGAAUCACCCCUUGACCGUCACUUGCUGGAUCAGGUUUCAGAGACACCAUGACAACAUAACUUUGUGGUUAGUAAAGUGGCUUGCUUUUAGACUGAUGUUCUGUUCUGGAAUUGUCAAGCUGUCAAGUCGAUGUCCUACAUGGUGGAGAUUAACCGCACUUGAUUGGCACUAUGAAUCACAUGUACAACUAGUG
Messenger RNA from Porites evermanni, 7072 nucleotides. Lineage: Eukaryota; Metazoa; Cnidaria; Anthozoa; Scleractinia; Poritidae. The record is from the annotation of a GenBank genome assembly.